Exaiptasia diaphana is the source of this 1336-nucleotide messenger RNA. RefSeq names its product 4-coumarate--CoA ligase 1. The record is from RefSeq and is a predicted model, not a curated record. The annotation marks the transcript as partial. NCBI's taxonomy places the organism in Eukaryota, Metazoa, Cnidaria, Anthozoa, Actiniaria, Aiptasiidae. The transcript has a single exon.
GGUGCUUCAUUUGGUCUUAGAAAAGAGAUUUGCUACAAUGACCGUCCAGUGUCCUGGGGAGGUGGCUAUUCUGGGAACCUUGUUGGCCUGCGCUUUGUGAACACAUCUACAGUAAAAGCUCCCACCGAAAUGGCUGUUUCCGAGGCGUUAUGCGAGUGUGUUUUUAAAAUCUGGGAAAAAGAGAAGUGCACAGUGUGCUCACUCAAUCCGGUUUUGGUCCAAAAGCUCUUAACGGGCUCGAUGCACAUGAAAUAUGACCUUAGUAACGUCAGUGUGUUUACUAUGUUUGGUCAGCGGUACAGCUUGGAUACAGUGGCAGCACUCAUCAAAAUAUUCCCUAAAGUAGCAAUAGUAGUAUUGUAUGCGUCUUCGGAGUCGUGGUUACUUGCGAAAAUGAUAGUAAACAAAGAAACUGCUGUAGAAGAAAAGUACGCCAAACUGACCAUUGAAGAAGGUGUUGAAGUUAAAAUUGUCGACGAAGAAAGUAAGUUGGUAUCAAGAGGAACUCCUGGAGAGAUCUGUGCGCGAAAAGCUUCGGUAUUUUUGGAAUACUUGGGUAACCCUGAAGCUACCAAGCGAACCAAAUCAUCGACAGGCUGGGUUCAUAUGGGAGAUACAGGAAUCAUGUAUAAUGAUGGUAAGAUCGAGGUGAUUGGAAGAAAGACAGAAAUUAUCAAACGAGCAACCGUGAAGAUUUUUCCUGCCCACAUUGAAAAAGUUCUGUUGCAGCACCCACAAGUGUCAGAUGUUGUUGUGGUUGGAAUCCCUGAUCAGCAGUUGCACGAGGAGGUUUGUGCAUGCGUAAUUCUACGCGAGGAUACAGAAAGUGAUGGGUCGGACGAGGAAGCAAAAGUACUAGAGAUCAGGGAAUGGUGUAAGAGACAGUGGCCUCCUGGACCAGAUGGGCUGAGCAUGACACCCAGAUAUUUUCUUCCAAUGAAAAACUUCCCCGUAUUAGAAAGAGCAGGGAAGACUUUUGUGCGAGGAGUUAAGGAUUAUGCUUUAAAAAAGCUUACCGUUUAGUCCUAAAACAUCUGCUGUUACUUAGAAUCAGAGAAUCAAGGGAUAGCGGCUAUUUUGAAUCGAAAUUUUGAUGGUGAAAAUUAUCUGUUAAUCCAGUUGCAUACUUCGAAGUAAUGGACGGUGCUUAACGUUCCAAUUUCCUUGUGAGUAUAUAUCUGACUGAGUUAAAUCAUGAUAUAGAAAUGAAAGAGAAAGUUAUUGUUGAAGUUAUAGUUUAAUCAUAUAAAGUUAAGACAUAAAAAUCGAUGGUUAGUUACGUUAGUGAAUAAAAUGUGUUUCAUUCAAUGUAUGAUUAAAGGGGAAAAUCAAACAG